Messenger RNA from Cladocopium goreaui, 1179 nucleotides. NCBI's taxonomy places the organism in Eukaryota, Dinophyceae, Suessiales, Symbiodiniaceae. The record is from the annotation of a GenBank genome assembly.
UUCGCAUUUUUUCGAUCCACUGACCAGAGUUUUGACCCAUCGACGCCAUGCCGGCAGUUUGUACAGUCUGCGUUCGCACAGAGGCACGCUACACGUGUCCAAGAUGUCAAGCUGCAUACUGCAGUCUCAGCUGCUACCAGGCGCAUAGCGGCAAGUGCACCGAGAGCUUCUACAAGUCACAGGUAGAGGAGGAGCUCAAGAGUCAGAAGAUCGAUGAUGAAGAACGGCGACGCCUGGAGAAGGUCCUGAUGUCCCUCUCCAGUUUGGAUCAGGCUGAGGAUGAUGAGGAGGAGGAAGAAGAUGGUCCCUCUGAUGAUCGUUUGGAGGCCUUAGCCGCCCUGGCAGAACGUGGAUUGUUGAACCUGGACGAUCUCUCGGAGGAGGAGGCGAAACGUUUCUUUAGCGAGUUGAAAGCGGGCGACCUGGGUCGUGCUCUGGGAGCAUGGGAGCCCUGGUGGCAUAAAACUGCUGUGAUCGACUUGAUGUCACUGGAUGACGAGAUCGGAGGUGAUGAGCGACUUCACCAGAAUCCACCAGAGCACCUUUGCUGCAGUGCGAGCGGUGACCGGAAGGCUCAUCCUUCCGUGGUCUUUACCCUUCUAGAGGCACUCUAUGCCUAUGUACAUACCCUGCGUAGCUUCAACGGCGACUGGUCAUGGGAUCCUCUUGAAGCAGCUGCCCACAUGUUUCACCUUGGCCGCAGCAUUUGGGGACGACAGGUCUACGACUCAGUCACUGAAGCCCUACAAGCUCCACAAAGCGUGGCCUGCAAGUUGCCGGGCGGAGGUUUUGGAGCUGAUUUUGAUAGACAUUGUUUGGCAGAUGUGGCAACCAUCCUGAGAAGAGGGGUGGGAUCAUGUGCGAGAGCUCUUUUGGAGGCUCAAGAUCUCUCAGAGAACGCCCAGCAGAUGGCGCAGGACCCAAAAUCUGCUUCGCGCUUGUUGCGAGGUGUGAAGAAACUGCAGUUCUUGGCAUCUUUUGCAUGGUAUCAUGAAGAGGCCUUCCCAGAGAUUGCAGCAGAAGUCCAAGCUUUGCAGGAGGUCCUUGAAACGGCGUCGGUGAAGUCCAAGGAAGCACAGAGGAUGGAAAUUGCGAAAGGUAACAUAUUGUUGCCUGAAAGGACAUGAAAAAAUAUUUUUAAAAAACAAGAACGCGACAGAAUCGAUAUUAUAGAUAGAA